This is a messenger RNA of Thermothelomyces thermophilus ATCC 42464, 387 nucleotides long. RefSeq lists its product as uncharacterized. NCBI's taxonomy places the organism in Eukaryota, Fungi, Ascomycota, Sordariomycetes, Sordariales, Chaetomiaceae. The record is from RefSeq and is a predicted model, not a curated record. The transcript is spliced from 3 exons. Gene Ontology annotation, cellular component: DASH complex; mitotic spindle midzone; mitotic spindle. The annotation marks the transcript as partial. Gene Ontology annotation, biological process: attachment of spindle microtubules to kinetochore; mitotic cell cycle.
UUUCCGUCAAGACCGCUGGCUUCGCACGUGCGGCAGCCGUCGCUCUCCGCAAACGCCGGGGGGCAGUCUCCCGCUCUGGUGGCGCGGGUCAAUGAGAAGAAGGCCGAGCUGGAGAAUCUCAAGGAGCUUCGUGAUCUCAGCGCUGCUGUUGCUACGCAGAUGGAGGCGCUCGAGCAGAAGCUUGCCACGCUUUCCGAUGGGACAGAAGCCAUCGCCUUGGUAUUAAGCAACUGGCAUAAUGUGCUGAGGGCAAUCAACAUGGCAUCGGCGAAACUGCCCAAACUCGCCGCCGAGCCUGGUGAUGAAGACCAGCCGCCUCUUCCCCAGACGCUCGUUCGGAUCCCAACAGAACAUGCUCCUGCACUUCAAGCCCAUGCGGAAGGAGCG